Molecule: messenger RNA, 1983 nt
Organism: Phragmites australis (common reed)
Lineage: Eukaryota; Viridiplantae; Streptophyta; Magnoliopsida; Poales; Poaceae
Product: peptidyl-prolyl cis-trans isomerase FKBP53-like
Exons: 12
Coding region: 207-1727 (506 amino acids)
Molecular function (GO): peptidyl-prolyl cis-trans isomerase activity
Source: RefSeq, a predicted model, not a curated record
CGCAAAACAACACCCCUCAUACAUUUCCGUCCACCUCCGGCCAGCGCCGCUCCCCUCGCCUAAAACCCCACCCAUUCUAGGGUUUCUCGCCGCCUCUUCUGCCCCCUUUCCUCCCCGCCGCUUCCACCACCCUCUCCAGGCUUCCGCAACUCUAUCCAUAUCUACCCCAGCACCUCCCGUGCCCUCCCCACCGAGCCGCCGCGGCCAUGUCGUCGUUCUGGGGCGUGGAGGUGAAGCCUGGGAAGCCCUACACCCUCACACACAGCGACUGCCGCGGCCGCCUGCGCCUUACCCAGGCCACGCUCGGGAGUGAGGUCGGUAAGGGGGAGAAGGGCGCUGACAGGAAGAAGUGUGUGCUACAGUGCAGUGUGAAGAACAGGGACCCCGUGUUCCUUUGCGUCCUGGUCCCGGAGCAGUCGGAGACUUGCCACCUGGAGCUUGAAUUCGAGGAGGAGCACGUCACUUUCUCGGUCAUCGGGCCGAGGAGUGUCCAUCUCGCUGGAUACUAUAUCGUUGAUGAUUAUGGGGAGGAUAUUAGUGACAGCGAUGCUAGGAGUGACUCUCUUCAAGGCUCCGAUGAUGAUGGUUUAUUGGAGACGGAUGAUGAUGAUAACAUGGUAAUGAUCGACCAGAUGUUGACAGACAGUGAAGAUGAUGAUUCAGACUAUGACUCAGAGAGUGAUGAUGAAGAGAUGGCAUACAAUCAGCGUAGAGGCAAAAGUUCAGUUGUUAUUGAGGAAAUUCAAGAGGAUGACAAGGUUGUUGGGGUUGAAGCAAAGAAGGGAUCGAACAAGAAGCAGAGCAGUGAAAAUGGUGAUAAGUCUCAACUUCAGCUUGUUGUCAGGACUCCACCUGCUGAAUCCUUGGAAAGUGAAGAUGAGGAUGGCUUUCCUGUAUCAUUUUCUGAAUCAAAGAAAAGUGGUGAGAGUGUUUCCAAGAAAAAUAGGAAUCUAAACAAGGGAACUAGCAAUGAAGACCGUAAAAGGAAAAGUGGAGUCAUUAGUGAUCGUCCUGACUCUUCAGGGGAGGUAAAGGUUGAAAAUGAUGGGGCAUCAAAGAAAAAGAAAAAGGUUAAGGACAAAAGCACUGUUGUGGACAACGGAAAGGUAAACAAUGAAGAAAAGGAGAUUAAGCAGCAAGAUUCUCCAGCUGAUCCCAUUGUUGCAAAACAGAAGAAAAAGAAAAACAAGAACAGGGGUGCUUCUGAGGUUGAUAACGAUCAGCAAUCUGCUAAGGAAAACCAUAUUCACAAAGAUGGCGAGGAAGUAACUGCUCAGGAGGCUAACAAAAAGAAGAACAAGAAAAAGAAGACACAGGAAGCAAACAAACGUGAAAAUCAGGCACCGACUAGACUUAAGGAGUCAGAGAGCAAGAAAGAGCCACUCCAAACACGGACAUUUGGCAAUGGUAUGAUAAUUGAGGAGGUAGCAAUGGGCAAACCUGAUGGUAAAAAAGCCACCAGUGGGAAGAAGGUUUCUGUUAGAUAUAUUGGCAAGCUAAUGAAUGGCACGAUUUUUGAUUCCAACGUUAGUGGAAGACCGUUUGAGUUUAGACUAGGUGUUGGGCAGGUUAUCAAAGGCUGGGACAUCGGAGUCAGUGGUAUGCGCUUUGGGGAUAAAAGGAGACUCACCAUUCCACCUUCAAUGGGGUACGGUAGCGAAAGAGUGGGCAAGAUACCUCAGAACUCCACUCUCAUCUUUGAUGUGGAGCUAGUGAACGUAAGAUGAAGAGAGGACCAGAUCCCGUGAAGUUCCAUGAGAAACUGAGGCAGUUUCACAAGUUUUGGAGCACACCAUUUUCCUUCUGCAAUGCCUAUUUCAUAGCCAUAGGGACAUGUUAAGUGGAUUCUAUGCCUUAAUUUUUGUAGUUCUGGGUAGCAACAUUUUGGCAUACUUGUGCGUGAUCCUGUCACUGCUGAUUCCUUUUGGAUCAUAUUGACAUUCUUCUUCUGAAUGAAAUAUUAGUCGCACAUUUUUAACUUUA